Molecule: messenger RNA, 1458 nt
Organism: Dalotia coriaria
Lineage: Eukaryota; Metazoa; Arthropoda; Insecta; Coleoptera; Staphylinidae
Exons: 1
Coding region: 1-1458 (485 amino acids)
Source: RefSeq, a predicted model, not a curated record
AUGUCAAAUGAUGAAAUCUUAACUACCAUAUUUGAUACAUUAGCAAAAUAUUAUAUUUAUAAUGUGAUUGUUGUUGCAAACAAUAAAACAUUAACAUAUUAUCCUUACAAGUAUGAAAAUAUGCGCAAUCCAUUACUAACCUAUGAAGAAAUUACAACUUUGGAUUAUUUUCCAAACAAAUUGCCGAAACUUUGGAGAAACACUACAAUAACAACCUGUUAUGUUUUUAUGCCUCCAUAUUAUUUGGGAGAUAUUCGUAACGGUUCUGAUGUGAUUCUGGUCGAAUCAAUUUUAAAACCUCGCUUGCGAAUGUCUACGAAUAUGUCGGAAUCCACUUUCUGGGGCACCAAAUUAAGGAAUGGGGCAUACAUUGGAGGAAUGGGUGAUCUUAAAAGUAAAAAAGCUGAUAUAGUACUAGGCGGUGCAAUGUUCACACAUUCUGAUACUUACGAUGAUUUUGAUACCACUACCCCAUAUUAUGAUGAUGCUGCAUUGUGGCUUGUACCCAUAGCUUUGGAAUACACUUCAUUGGUACAUUUAGUGAUGGUUUUUACUAGGGAAACUUUUAUGUUAAUACUUAUAACCAGUGCAUGUUUAACUAUUGCGUGGAUCUUUAUUCCAAGAUGCCUGCCAGUGAAAUAUCCAUAUUAUUUGUCAAUAUGGAAUGUCUCCACAAAAAUUUUGCGUAAUUUCUGUGGUAAUGUAGAACAGCAUUCAUCACAAUCCAUUCAACUUAAAUGUCUACACAUUACAACACUGUUUUUCGUAAUUACUAUCGCAGCAGCCUUCAGUGGAGCACUUUUUGGCAAUUUGACAACACCUGUAUAUGAGCGUCAAAUUUCUACUGUUCAAGAUGUUAUAGAUAGCAAACUUAUAAUAACAAUGUCAAGCGUAAUGAGAAAUACUUAUUAUGGAUUUACGGACAAAAAGAAACAAUACAUUUAUAAUGUAACAGUUCAAGUUGACGAUGCGGUAGAAAUGGAUGCAAUAUUGAAGAGGAUUGCAGUUAAACGAGAUAUUACCGGAUUUGCUAGCCGUAGAAACAUGGAAAUUCAGAAUGUGGUCAAAGGUAUCAGUUCCAGUAAAUUUGCAGUUGCACAUCCAAAUCCAACUAUGUUUGCAUUGGUUGAUGGCCAAGAACCGUUCAGUAUAAUAAUAAUACUCCAAAAAGGUCAUCCAAUGUUUGAACAGAUUAAAAAAAUUAUGGUUAUUGUGUUCGAAACUGGUAUUUACGAAAAAAUUUCGAAUGAGUUUAGGUACUAUAUUUAUUUAAAACAAUUUAAAAGAGAGCCAGCGAAGGGUGGACAUAAAGCAAUUCGCUUUGACCAGAUUCAAGGGAUAUUUUAUUGUUGGAUAGGUGCACUUUUUAUUGCAUUGGUUGUAUUUUGUGGUGAGAUUAUUUAUUAUCGAGUAAUUGACUAUAGAUGUUUAAUGUUGGAAUUAUUUGUUGUGUUAUAA